Molecule: messenger RNA, 2774 nt
Organism: Ananas comosus (pineapple)
Lineage: Eukaryota; Viridiplantae; Streptophyta; Magnoliopsida; Poales; Bromeliaceae
Product: phospholipase D alpha 1-like
Exons: 3
Coding region: 122-2563 (813 amino acids)
Biological process (GO): phospholipid catabolic process; phosphatidylcholine metabolic process
Cellular component (GO): plasma membrane
Molecular function (GO): D-type glycerophospholipase activity; calcium ion binding
Source: RefSeq, a predicted model, not a curated record
CUAAGCAAAUAUAAAAAGUGAGAGAGAGAGAGAGAGGCUUAAAUAUUGAGAGAAAGAUAAGGACUUGGAGAAGAAGAGGAAAAGGGAGAGGGAAAGGGAAAGGGAAAGAGAGGAAUUAGUAAUGGCUACAGAGGAUUCUCCUCUCCUCCAUGGGAUCUUGGAUGUUACUGUUUUUGAAGCAGAUCACCUCCACCAUGCAAUUAACACCCACAUUCUUCAGGUUGCAGAGAGGAUAGAGGAGACCCUGCACCUGCACCAUUUGGCCCACACCAAGCUCUACGCCGCCCUCGACAUCGGUGGCGCCCGUGUCGCGCGCACCCGCGAGGUCGAAUUCCACCCCAAGAACCCCGUCUGGAACGAGUCCUUCCGCGUCUACUGCGCGCACUCCGCCCAGUCCCUCACCUUCUCCGUCAAGAACCAGCUCCCCGUCGGCGCCUCCAUCCUCGGCCUCGCCUCCAUCCCCACCCUCGCCCUCCUCUCCCCCUCCUCUUCUGAACCCAUCGACGGGUUUUUCCCGCUGUACGCCGAAGACGGACGCAAGCUCCGCAAGGCCCAAAUCCACGUCCGCCUCCGAUUCUUCGACGUCACCUCCGACCCCUGCUGGAACGCCGGAAUUCGCCUCCCGCAGUUCUCCGGCCUCUCAAAUUCCUACUUCCCGCAGCGCGAGAACUGUAACAUCACCCUGUACCAGAACAGCCAUCUUUCGAACCGUUUCCACCCCGCGGUGAAGCUCUCCGACGGAAAGCAUUACCGGCCCCCGCGGCUUUGGGAGGACCUCUACGUCGCUUGCAUGGAGGCGCAGAAUUUUAUCUACGUGGCCGGGUGGUCGGUGAACGUGAACAUCACGCUCGUUCGAGACCCCGAGCGGAUGAUCCCCGGCGCGGAGGGUGUCACGGUCGGCGAGCUGCUCAAGAGGAAGGCGGCGGAGGGCGUCGCGGUGCUGGUCAUGGUGUGGCAGGACCGCACGUCGGUGUCAUUCCUGGGGAACGCCGGGCUGAUGAAGACGCAUGACGAGGAGACUCACAAGUACUUCGAGGGGUCGGCAGUGAAGUGCUUCCUCUGCCCGCGGAACGCCGACCCGACGCUGACGGCCGUGCAGCACGUCGAGGUCGGGACGGAGUUCACGCACCACCAGAAGACGGUGACGCUUGACGCCCCUGCCUCCGACGGCUCGUCGUCGCGCCACGUCGUGAGCUUCGUCGGUGGGAUCGACAUCUGCGGCGGACGGUACGACGACGAGAGCCACACCCUGUUCCGGGACCUCGACACGACCUACCUGAAUGAUUUUCAGCAGAACAACUUCCCCCACGCUGACUUGAAGCACGGCGGGCCGCGGGAGCCGUGGCAUGACGUGCACUCGAAGCUCGAGGGCCCCGCAGCGUGGGACGUGCUCGCCAACUUCGAGCAGCGGUGGAGGAAGCAAUCGCCGCGGGAGAUGUCGGAUUGCUUGUUGAACAUCCGGCCAGAGAUAUUCCCGGACCCGUCGCCGCCCGACGCUAACGAAUCGUGGAACGUGCAGGUUUUCCGAUCAAUCGACGAUGCUUCGGUGGUCGGUUUCCCCUCCGACCCGGCGGUGGCCGCCAGAAUGGGCCUGAUGAGCGGAAAAGACGUCACGAUCGAUCAGAGCAUACACUCGGCGUACGUCGAAGCGAUCCGGAGGGCGAAGCGGUUUAUAUACAUACAAAACCAGUACUUCUUCGGGAGCUGCGCAUCGUGGAAGGAGGAUCAGGACUGCGGUUGCCUGAAUUUGGUGCCGAUCGAGAUUGCGCUGAAGAUCGCGAGCAAGAUCAGGCUUGGGGAGAGGUUCGCGGCGUACAUCAUAACCCCGAUGUGGCCGGAGGGGGAGCCGGAGGGGGACACGGUGCAGGCGAUCCUGCACUGGAACCGGCUGACGAUGGAGAUGAUGUACGGGAUCGUGGCGAAGGCGAUAGACGACGCAGGAUUGUGCGGGAGGGCGCACCCCUGCGACUAUUUGAACUUCUUCUGUGUGGGGAACAGAGAGGUUCAGUACCCUGGAGAGUACGUCCCGCCGGAGCCGCCGGAGCGCGGCACGGACUACUGGCGGGCGCAGGUCAAUCGGCGCUUCCUGAUCUAUGUGCAUGCGAAGCUUAUGAUCGUCGACGACGAGUACGUGAUAGUUGGAUCUGCAAACCUGAACCAAAGAUCGCUCGCAGGCAACCGCGACACUGAGAUUGUCCAAGGCUCGUACCAACCGGCCCAUCUAAACGGAGCUGACGGACGCGCCCGCGGGCUAAUCCACGGGUACCGGAUGUCGCUGUGGUACGAGCACUUCAUGAGCCACUGCAAGCAUCUCGCCCACAUCUGCCUCGAUCCCGAGAGCGUGGAGUGCGUGAGAGCCGUGCGCGAGGUCGCGCAGAGCUUGUGGGAGAUGUUCGUGGGUGACGGUGUCGUCAAUCUUCCUGGACAUCUCCUCCCGUUCCCGAUACGGGUGUCGGAGUCAGGGGAAUUAUCUGAGCUGCCGGUGGACGGGCUGUUUCCGGACACCAAAGCAUCUGUGAAGGGCAAGAAAUCUGAAGUUCUGCCUCCUAUUCUCACCACUUGAAGGUGGAAACCUCUGGGAAAUUGUUUUUCUUCUCUUCCUUGUUUGCGGAUUGUGUUAUGUUUUUCUUUUUUUUCAAAAAUAAAAAGAAGAGGAGGAAAAAGAGUUUGGUGAUGGCUCACGUAUGGUUGGAUUUGCGUGGCUCACUGCUACAAAACCAAACAUAUUUUUGAAGUGAAUGGAACGACCAUAAGGUUUGCGUAUUCGGUUUGUU